Cylindrotheca closterium is the source of this 1341-nucleotide messenger RNA. Lineage: Eukaryota; Bacillariophyta; Bacillariophyceae; Bacillariales; Bacillariaceae. The record is from the annotation of a GenBank genome assembly.
AUGAAGGUCUGGAACGCUACAAUCUUUCUAGUACUAUCCCUUUGUCUGUUGGUUAUCGCUCCUGGCGCUUUGGCUGCCGUCAAGGGAGAAAAUUCGGGAACACAGGCAACUCUAGAAGACGAAGAAACCUGUUCGAGUGAGGAUGGUGGUACUUGUGCUUCGAGUGGUGAGGCAGUAGUACAAGUGGAGGAUCUGUCACGCUGUGAGGAUAGGAACGACGGGUGCCGGUAUUGGGCCGAUUCGGGAGAAUGUUUGACCAAUCCACGUUACAUGUGGGUCUACUGUGCGCUUUCUUGUGGGAAAUGUCAAGUCGAAGAGGACAUCCAAACUUAUGGAGAAGGAGACAUCGACAUGGGAGUCGAGCAAGGAUUGGGCUCAGCUUCGUUCUCACCAGAUAAAGUGCUCAUGGCCAUUGCAGAAUCCGAGCAUUACCUCAAGACGACCAUGAUGAAACAGAGCAUACGAAACAAAUGCAAGAAUACACAUGCCGACUGUACGGUUUGGGCUCUAGAUGGGGAAUGUGAGGAAAAUCCAGGAUACAUGAAAAUGAAUUGUGCUCCCGCCUGUCAAUCCUGCUACUAUCUUUCGACCGAGACCCGAUGUCCCAUUGACCCAGAGGCACCUCUUGCUUGGCAAGCAGGAGACCUUGAUAGAAUGUUUCAAAAAUUAACUCAGGAACCGUAUCUAACAAAGUACAAUGUGACCAUAUUGGCGUCUCCGAACACGAACGGUCCAUGGGUCAUUACCAUGGAAAAUUUGAUUCAACCCGAUGAAGCGGAUCGAUUGAUUGCUUUGGGCCAGGAAAUGGGAUUUGAACGAAGCAAGGGCAUGGCCAAGAUCCAUCCGGAUGGUACCCCGGAACAUGUGGUCAGUGACGCUCGGACGUCUACCCAAACCUGGUGUCGAGAAGAUUGUUCGGCCGAUCCCAUGUCCCGUCAAGUGAUUGAACGAUUGUCCAAUCUCACUGGUAUUGAUGAAAUGAACUCGGAGUACUUACAACUACUGGAGUAUGAACCGGGUCAAUAUUACCAUAAUCAUCAUGACUAUCUGGCAAAUGAGCUGAAAAGGCAACAAGGAGUUCGUAUUUUGACGGUCUAUCUGUAUCUCAACAAUGUAGAAGAGGGAGGUGGAACCGAAUUUGAUCAACUGGGGAUUACCGUCAUGCCCAAAAAGGGAAUGGCUCUGCUUUGGCCAUCAGUUCUAAAUGAAAACACUGCGGCAAAGGACGAGCGGACCACUCAUGCAGCUUUACCAGUUAUUAAGGGUAUGAAGUAUGGUGCGAAUGCCUGGUUUCAUUUGCGCGAUUUCAAGACUCCUCAUGGCAAUCAUUGCACCGAGUGA